ACAUUUUAUCUUCCCCAUUGGUACGUCCAGCCUGUUUAGGGGCCAAUCACGUUGGGGCUUCGCCGCACUCAACGUCCGUGUGGACAACUGGGGAUCAGAGCUGCGCGUGGAAUCCCACGCAGAAGUGUAAAAGUGGAGACAGGUGCGUUUGCAUUGCUGGGAGUCUUUACACUCCAGAGAAUCUUUUCCACUUUUCAAGCAAUUCACAGGAAUUCCACUGAAUGUUUACCUUCUUCCGUACAAAUCAUAAAAAUGAGGGGAGCGACAAAAAUCGCGAGAGCUUGAGUCACUUCUGUUCAGUUUUUGGCAACUUUGUGCAGCAGACCGUCCGAUCCUCUUCAAUCCGAGCGGACACAGCAGCAGGAGCAGGAGCAGCAGCAGCAGCAGCAGCGGGAGGCAGAGGAGUGCAGAAGGAGGCUGGAUGAAGCAGGAGACGGGCAACUGAGCUUCAGCGAGCCGGGUACCCGCUUCCCCUUUCCGCAGCUUGUCCCCCAAUGUCACCGGACAGGAUGAUGAUCAUUGGACUUUUGCUCAAUGUCUUUUCUCAGGGCGGUGUUACAGUAUCUGUGUCCUUAGAUUGUCUGGUGGCGGAACAGGGCUGUGUCCAGGAGCCGUCCUGCAAAGGCAUCUAUCGCCUGCUGGAGUACUGCGCGGCGGAGGAAGCCGUGUCGCCGCUCAGUUCAGAUGCCCGCCUGGAGUGCCUGGAGGCCCAAAACUCACUGCAGCAUUAUCGCCCCCUUCAAGUCUGCAAGUGUCAGCGGGGCUCUCGCAGAGAGGAGCACUGCCUGAAGGUUUACUGGACUGUGAGAUUUGCAGCAUAUGACGAGUAUGAAGUGUCCCCAUACGAAGAGCUGAAGUUGAAUCUGGUGAGAAACAUAGAGGUAUCGCGAAUGGCCUCCAUUAUGGCAGCUUCCUCUGUUGUCGUGGACGGCCAGAACCAGUGUCUGAAGGCUGCUCAGGACUGCGGCCUGUAUGAGAAAUGUGGCUCCUUGCGUUCAGAGUAUGUGGUAGCUUGCACCAAGCGAGCAACAGCCACCGACAACAGCUGCAACCGCCAGAAAUGCCACAAAGCCCUGCGGCGCUUCCUGGAGCGUGUGCCAGAGGAGUACAGCUUUGCUCUGCUUUUCUGUCCCUGCUCUGACACUCUGUGUGGGGAGCGGCGGAGGAAAACCAUUGUGCCAUCAUGUUCCUUUGAGGAGAACGCAAGAGGGGAGGAAAGAGUCGGCAAGCCCAACUGCCUCAGCCUCCAGAACUACUGCUCCAGAGACGAGCUGUGUAGAUCCCGGAUUGCAGAUUUCCAACACAACUGUCAGCAGUCCUCUCUUUCUGCCUCUGGCUGUAUGCGAGAGAGCAGAACCAUGUGCCUCAAGGCUUACACCGGACUCAUAGGAACCAUCAUGACUCCCAACUAUGUGAGCAACAGCAGCACGGAGGUGUCCCAGUGGUGCACAUGUGAAGGCAGCGGGAACGAACUGCAGGGCUGUCAACGCAUCCAAAAUCUGUUCAGCAACAACAUAUGUCUACGCAAUGCCAUCAGCUCCAUGGGAAUCUCAGCGCCUCCUCCGGUGGAACACACUCCAGUGCCAGUUUCUCAGCCCUCCCCUCGCGUCUUCCAGGAGAGGGUCCACGUUAGCGUCAACACGCUCCCUGAAUUCAACAGUAUGGAGGACAGUGACCAAGAGGAGGAACAAGAAGAGGGAGCAAAUGAGGAGUUCAACGUCAUCCCACCGUACUCUGAGAAGGACUCCGACACUGAAUCAGGUGCCAGAGGGAGUCAGCGAGGAGAAGCUAGCCAAGCGGAGCUCGCUCUGCCAUUGCUGCUGCUGCCAGGUCUCUUCUUGAACUGGGAAUGCUGGAACGACUGAAGACUCGACUUUUCUUCCAGCUUAGAGUUUACAGUCACUAUUGGUGUCGAAUUCAUUGCAGCCCUCGCUGUGAAACACAGUCGACGGUUACGGAAAAGACAUGUAAAUGCCUCCAAAAAAGUUUAUGUCCUAUUCCUUCGAACACUGUAAAAUAUCCCAACUUGUUUUUUUAUUUUUUUUUUAUUUCCUUUUAAGCAUUUAUAAGACAUUACUCAUCCUUCAGUUUAUUUGCUUAAGUGACCUUUCCUCAGUGUGAGUACAUGGCUGAAUUGCAAAGUGCUGUUUGGGCAAAAGCUGCCUGUCUUUUAAAGUAAAAAAGUAAUACACAGUACUUCACAAAGAAGCAUAUCACCCAGGGCUGACAUACACCUCACACUCUCCGGGAAACCAUACCCAGUCUACUCGGCUGCAACGAGGCGGGAGCACAGCUUUUGAUUUCUAUUUCAUAACUCAUGUUGCAUCCACUUCUCUGCUACUCCUUUGGCUCUUCCUCAAUCUUCAUCAUGCUAAAAAAAAAAACAACAACCAAGAAACAACAAAAAAAUAAUCCACUUUAUAACAAGCUAAUAAAAGAGGAACCCACAUUUAAACCAUUUUGUGAGAAAUAGAAAAGGAUCUCGUAAAAAUUGCUUCAUUUGACAAGACGGGGAUGAGCUUCAAAAUGAUGUGCCGUCACGUUUUGUACGCUUCUUCUAACUCCACGCACCGAAAAGCAUGACAAAAGUCACUUCGCUCUUUCCUCUUUUUUUUUUUUGUUAACACACCACUUAGCAUUAUUCCUCCUGCACCAAGCGGCUGAGAACUCAACCGCGGGCGAAAGUAAUGAGAUCAAAUUCCAUUGUAGAAACGGUGUUGGGAGAAAAGCAAUAUAAGCAAUUACCGCACGAUUCAAAUUGCUCCCAUGCAGGGGGGGAAAGUCUAGAGUAAGGCUCACGGGAAAGAAAAGCCAAUUUGCUGCUGUCAUAGCCUCUCACUUUUUUAUCCUUAGGAGAUCUAGUUUUAGUGCUCCUUCCCCAACAUGUACUUUAGAUGUUUUGAAAGCAAAAUGAAGAGAUGGGGAUGGACAUCUGAAGAGCCUGCUGGCUGCUCUCGUCACUGGCCAGCACAUUCAGCCAUUCUCUCUGCUUUAAAUAUCUUUUGCUGAUGUUAAUGGUUUUUCCUUUCAUGGCUCAUUUUCCUGUAAAAUUAAGGAGCUGCGGAUACAGAGGUGAAGGGAAGUUUUCAUAGGGAGAUAAACCAGUCGAAUUUCCAAACAGGUUUGAAAGAAAUGAUUAAACUGACUUCUGUAAAGAUUUUUGUUUUUGAACUCCGUAUUUGCAACGGUUGAACUGAAAUUCAUCUGUGUUGUCUCGGAUAAAGCGGAAUGAGCCCACAGCUUUUUGGAAGUGAAGUGUCUGGUCUUGUUUACUUGACCGGUUAUUAAAAUGAAGACUUAACUUUGGAUGCAAACAGAGGACAGAAAUGUACUGAAAGCCAAAAAGCAAUGCUUCCCUGAAUCCAGCUCCAUCUUUCUUCACAUUUUCUUGAAGUCAACGUUAAACUUUAAUUGGAUUUUGUGAGUUUAGUAAAUAAGACUUGACUGUUACAUGCUUUAGGGCAAAGUGACAUCAUUCUGUUUUUUUGGCCAUUCCUUGCUGAAAACAGCUAAGUGGAUGGACAACUCUUCAGUUUGCUAAAGCUCCGAUGUGCAAACCAGAAAAACUGGAAUACAAUAUCAGACUGGGCAACAAAAUCUUGUGUUUGGUGUUAAUCAUGUGAUCAUGAGAGUUCAAAGUUAAAUAUGGUGGUGUGAUAGUUAACUAUUUACCAGUUAUCAGAAGCUCAUGUAGGGUUAAUGUUCUCUGUUGCUCUCAGUAAUCCCAAUCAUGGUAAACCGAGUCAAAAGAUUUGUUUUUAGAUUCUUAAAGAUGUUUUAUAUCAGUUUAAUUUUAAUCCUCAUUUAAGGCACUUUCUCAGUUUAAGUACACUAUUUUAUUUUACAAACUUUGUGAGCCUAAAGCCCAGUCAGGUAAAUUAGGAGUAGAAAAUGCUGGAUUAUUGUAUUAUAUAUGUCCACAUUAUAAUUGUAGUCCACCUAACACAAAUCAGAUGCUUAAGAUUGUAAAAUUUUUGCUUUUCUUGACGACAACCACAUUUUUGUCCGAACAAAGUUUCUGCUCCAACGGUUAAACCCUCAAUUGUUUCUAGACAUCUGACUCAACACACAUCUACAGUAAUCAAUAAUAUUUAGCUUUCAUCAUAUUUUCCCCCGAAAUAUUUCGACAAAACUCAGAAAAUGUUUUGCUGCUUCACAAACACUGAAUAUCUUAAAAUCUAAAGGCUAGUUUGUCAGCUAAACUUGACCCUGGUGUGGGCAUCCACCAAAGCCUUUGGCUCAAAAUAUAAUGUCCUACCAAAUAUUCCACCCUGCAGUUCUUUGUGAUUGCACUACUGAAAUUGACAACAGCUGCAAUUUGAUAUGUUGUCCAGCUCAACGUAUGUGCAUGUGAUAUUGUAACAUACACACUCAAAUAUCCAGAAAAGACGAUGAGAAAUGCCAAUAAGUGCAGUGAUGACUAGUUAAAACCUAAUUUCAACUAAAGAAUUGUCAUUUUAUUAUGAAUGAUCAAAUAUGGCUGACCUACACAGUUUUGCAAGCCAUGCACAAGCCAGUAGGCAGUUAUCUAAAUAAACAUUGACAUACACCAACAACCUUCUGCUGUUGGUGUAUGUUGGUAACGCUUCACUUAACUUUGAAGAGUUAAGUGAAGUCAGGAACUCUGAUUCUGAUCCAUUAAGGGAUCAGAAUCAGAAACUGAGUCUAAUAAACUCAGUUUGUUUGGGGACCAAGAUUGCAACAUUUGUUAAGUCAUCAGGUGGUGGUUUCACACUGCACUGUGCCAAGCAAACUCUUUCAAAGACCUAUUUACCCCCUCGCUUCUGUUGGCUCUACUCCAAGAACCACUGACGGAAACAGCACAAAAACGUCUGAAGAAGCCAUGAGCGCAACUUCCUUCCCGAUGAAAAGUAAACAAAAAUGGAGCGGCGUCAAAUUUUAGCGGUUCUAGAGUUUCUCUUUUGUUUUUGGCAAAGGUCUACGAGUCAUUUUCCUACUAGCGCUAGAAUUUUGACUCCUGAACGUCAGGAACUGUUAUCCAUUCUAUUUUAGCCUUUUCGUCUUGUUUAUGAGCUUCCAAAUAUUAAAUAGCAUUUGUUUAUAUUUGUAAACAUUAAUGUCCCACAUUGGUUCUGUUUGUUGAGGGGGUCCAGGGAAGGAAAAACUCUACAUUUAUAGAAUCUAAAUCUUACAAGAACUAUGUAAAUACCUACCAAAUUAGAUAGAUUGUAGUUUAUAUCAUAACAGUAGUAUGACCAUGUACAUCACUGUUUCACAUGCUAAAGUUAUUGUAAAAACAUAUCAAACAUAGCAGAUGUUUGUGUAUUUCCUGUAAUGUUGUGCCAUAGAAAAAAAGUUUGUUUACAGAAUAAACAGUCUCAUUAAAAUGUG
Molecule: messenger RNA, 5352 nt
Organism: Gambusia affinis (western mosquitofish)
Lineage: Eukaryota; Metazoa; Chordata; Actinopteri; Cyprinodontiformes; Poeciliidae
Product: GDNF family receptor alpha-4-like
Exons: 8
Coding region: 495-1865 (456 amino acids)
Biological process (GO): nervous system development
Cellular component (GO): signaling receptor complex; external side of plasma membrane
Molecular function (GO): signaling receptor activity
Source: RefSeq, a predicted model, not a curated record